AUGGCCGGAAGUGGGGAGGCUGCCCGUAGAACACUCGAGAGCAACAUGGCUGCGUACGUGAGGAUGUGGAGUAGAUACAGGCAGGCAUAUAAAAACGGGACUGUCUUCUGUAGCAAGUACACUAAAAAGUUUGGUGCUGAGAUUAAUGGAUUUGAUCAGGGAGAGUCUCUCUGCCGAAGCGGAUUCACUGCAAACCGAUCACAUUCUUAUAUUUCGUGUAAAAAGUCACCGUUAUGUAGUGGCACCUUCGGCACUAUUACAUCAGUGACAGGACCUGCGCGCGUGACAGAUCUGAGAAAAUGGGCCAGAAUCGCCGGUGUUUUCCCACCUGGCAGGGGAAGUGUAGGACCUGGCUUGUUUAUGAACCACGACCAGAGGAGAUACCUGUUCGGCAACAGGGGCAGCGGCCUCCCGGGAGAGGAUGGAGCUGAAAGCAGUAGUCCUAAUGACGAUGACCCCGGUGGAGAUGGAGCUGAGUCCGGGUCUGCUCCCCCGCACAUGACCGCUCUCACUCCUAUGAUGGUGCCGGAAGUGUUUCCCAACGUGCCGCUCAUCGCCGUGACCAGAAACCCGGUUUUCCCACGCUUCAUCAAGAUCAUCGAGGUGAAGAAUAAGCAGCUGAUGGAUCUGCUGAGGAGAAAAGUGCGACUUGCUCAGCCCUAUGCUGGUGUCUUCCUCAAGAAGGAUGAUAAUGAUGAGUCGGAUGUUGUGGAAAGUUUGGAUGCUGUUUACAACACGGGGACUUUUGUUCAGAUCCAUGAGAUGCAAGAUCUCGGAGACAAACUGCGCAUGAUCGUGAUGGGACACCGAAGGAUUCGGAUCAAUAAGCAGCUGGAAGUCGAAGUCGAGGCCGAGGAAGCGUUCUCCGCACUAGAGUCAGAUGCAGAGCAGUCCAAAGCUCAGCGGAGAAAAAAUAAACGUGUUCGGAAGGACCCUGCGUCUCUGGCUGAGGAGAUGGUGGAGAGAGUGAAGGAAACGGAGUUUGUGGUGGAGGCUGUUGCUUUACCCAAGAGCAAUGAGGUACUCAUGGUGGAGGUCGACAACGUCAUACACGAGGAGUUCCAGGUCACAGAGGAGGUUAAGGCUUUGACAGCUGAGAUUGUUAAGACCAUCCGUGACAUCAUUGCCUUGAACCCUCUUUACAGAGAAUCAGUUCUGCAGAUGAUGCAGGCAGGACAGAGAGUAGUCGACAACCCCAUUUACCUGAGUGACAUGGGCGCUGCUCUGACCGGUGCAGAGUCACACGAGCUACAGGACAUUCUGGAGGAAACCAGUAUCCCCAAACGGUUGUACAAGGCUCUGUCUCUGCUGAAGAAGGAGUACGAGUUGAGUAAACUGCAGCAGCGCCUCGGCAGGGAGGUGGAGGAGAAAAUCAAACAGACACACAGGAAGUACCUACUGCAAGAACAGCUGAAGAUCAUCAAGAAAGAGCUGGGCCUGGAGAAGGAGGAUAAGGACGCUAUCGAGGAGAAGUUCAGAGAGAGACUGAAGGAGCGCACCGUACCCCAACACAUCAUGGAGGUCAUUAAUGAGGAGCUGAACAAGCUCAGUCUUCUGGAUAAUCACUCCUCGGAGUUCAAUGUUACAAGAAACUACUUGGACUGGUUGACCUCGAUGCCAUGGGGCACCAACAGCAUGGAGAACCUGGAGCUGUCUCAAGCCAACGUGGUGCUGGAAGAAGAUCAUUAUGGCAUGGAAGAUGUGAAAAAGCGCAUUCUCGAGUUUAUUGCAGUUAGCCAGCUGAGAGGCAGCACACAGGGGAAGAUCCUGUGUUUUUACGGACCACCCGGUGUGGGAAAGACCAGUAUCGCCCGCUCCAUCGCUAGAGCCCUAAACCGAGAGUACUUCCGCUUCAGUGUGGGCGGCAUGACCGACGUAGCCGAAAUCAAAGGCCACAGGAGGACGUAUGUUGGAGCGAUGCCGGGAAAAAUCAUCCAGUGUCUGAAGAAGACGAAAACAGAAAACCCGCUAGUUCUCAUUGAUGAGGUGGAUAAAAUAGGUAGAGGGUACCAGGGGGAUCCAUCUUCUGCCCUGCUGGAGCUUUUAGACCCUGAGCAGAACGCAAACUUCCUGGAUCACUACCUGGAUGUUCCUGUGGAUCUGUCUAAGGUUCUUUUUAUUUGCACCGCCAAUGUGAUCGACACCAUUCCCGAACCGCUGAGAGACCGAAUGGAAAUGAUCAAUGUGUCUGGCUAUGUGGCGCAGGAGAAACUAGCUAUUGCAGAGAGGUAUCUGGUGCCCCAGUUGCGGACUCUUUGUGGUUUGGAUGAGCAGAAGGCCAGCAUCUCCUCGGAGGCUCUGAACGUUCUUAUCAGACAGUACUGCAGAGAGAGUGGUGUCAGGAACCUGCAGAAACAGGUGGAGAAGGUUUUCAGGAAAGCUGCAUUCCGUAUUGUUAAUGGCGAGAAGGCUGCAGUCAGCGUGACAGCUGACAAUCUGCAGGAUUACGUCGGCAAACCCCUGUUCACUGUAGACCGAAUGUAUGAUGUCACACCCCCAGGGGUGGUCAUGGGCCUGGCAUGGACAGCCAUGGGUGGCUCCACACUGUUCAUCGAGACAUCUUUGAGGCGUCCGAAGACCGCAAAGGAAAAAGACGCACCUGCAGAAGGCUCUCUAGAGGUGACGGGGCUGCUGGGAGACGUGAUGAAGGAGAGCGCUAAAAUUGCCUUCACCUUCGCUCGCUCCUUCCUCAUGAGGCAACAGCCGGAGAACGACUUCCUCGUGGGCUCCCACCUCCACCUGCAUGUGCCAGAAGGUGCCACUCCUAAAGACGGACCCAGUGCAGGCUGCACUAUAAUCACAGCUCUGCUGUCCUUGGCCACCAACACGCCGGUGCGGCAGAAUGUGGCCAUGACAGGAGAAGUGUCCCUGACUGGGAAGAUCCUUCCUGUUGGAGGAAUCAAGGAAAAAACAAUUGCUGCAAAGAGAGCUGGAGUGGAUUGCAUCAUCCUCCCUGCUGAAAACAAGAAAGAUUUCUCAGACCUGGCCGAGUACAUCACAGAGGGCCUGGAGGUGCACUUUGUUGAACAUUACCAAGAAAUCUACAAGAUUGUGUUCACAGACCAAUGAAGAACACCUGAACUGUUAUUGAAUCCGCUAUAAUUAAGUUCCUGAUAUUUGUCCACCAUCUUCAGAGCGCAGUGGCAUACUGAUGCCCACUUCACAUUCUCAUCUUCUGUGUCAGAAUGGUGGCAACUGAACACUGACCUAUCCGUAAUUCCAAAUAUGUACUACAAGACACUGGGAUUGCGUUAUUGCUGCUACGCAGCCAUUAAACCACCUUGUUUUGUUCCA
Messenger RNA from Ictalurus punctatus (channel catfish), 3294 nucleotides. It is a transcript of the gene lonp1, whose product is annotated as lon peptidase 1, mitochondrial. Lineage: Eukaryota; Metazoa; Chordata; Actinopteri; Siluriformes; Ictaluridae. Gene Ontology annotation, molecular function: ATP hydrolysis activity; ATP binding; serine-type endopeptidase activity. The coding region runs from base 1 to 3069 and encodes 1022 amino acids. Gene Ontology annotation, biological process: chaperone-mediated protein complex assembly; protein catabolic process; protein quality control for misfolded or incompletely synthesized proteins. The transcript has 18 exons. Gene Ontology annotation, cellular component: mitochondrial matrix. The record is from RefSeq and is a predicted model, not a curated record.